Molecule: messenger RNA, 1457 nt
Organism: Phytophthora sojae
Lineage: Eukaryota; Oomycota; Peronosporomycetes; Peronosporales; Peronosporaceae
Exons: 1
Coding region: 1-1287 (428 amino acids)
Biological process (GO): protein deubiquitination
Molecular function (GO): cysteine-type deubiquitinase activity
Source: RefSeq, a predicted model, not a curated record
AUGACAGCGCCGUCGUCGUCUCCUCCAGCGAGCGGGCUGCUGAGCUCUCGGUUCAGUCUCCGGUCGUCGGGCAAGACCCGUAAGCGGCGCUUCUGGUUCAAAUCGAGUCCAAAGCCCAGUAGUCCCGACCUGGCGGAGGACGCCGCCGCAGCGGCCCGAGAGGUAGACGCCGAGAUCAUCCAGACCAAACCCAGAGCUGGUAGCUACGUCCCGCGCGUCGAGUACGGGUCCCCGCGCUGCGGUGUGGAGGAGCGCGACGCCUCCUGGACCAGCGACGAACAGGUAGAAGCGCACUACGCCGCGCUCGGGUGGGCCGUGGUGCAGAUCUGCAAGGACGGCAACUGCCUCUUCCGGGCCAUCAGCGACCAGCUCUACACGAACGAGUUGUUCCACCAGGACAUCCGACGGCGGCUCGUGGACUUCAUCGAAAGCGACGAGAAGCUCUUCAAGCCCUUCAUUGAGGACGAGGAGGUGGCCGACUACUGCGCGCGGCUGCGCAAGGACGGCCAGUGGGGCGGCCACCUCGAGCUCUACGCGGCGGCCAAGCUCUUCAACAUCCACAUCGUAGUCCACACCGGCCCGGUCCGCCGACUCCGCGUCACGAACGAUGACGAGGGGGAGACUGCAGGCCAAAACCCGCCACCCCCGCCGCCCUACCGGAUCCUGCAUCUGCUGUUCAAGGACGACCACUACAGCAGUCUGCACUCUAAUGAGCCGGUGACAACCGUCACGGCUGAAGAGACCACAGCCGACAGCAUUGAUAAGCGGGCACGGUCCCCCACCAAGGCGUACGACAGCCCCGACAAGAAGUGUGUAAAGUACCAGGACGCUCCUGCUAGCAAGGUUGUGAAGAUCGAGGACUUGGCGAAGAAGUCCGCCAAGUUCGAGGAGGUGAUGGAGGCCAAGCCUGCUCCGCGUGAAGGCAAGACGUGCGCCUACGAGGAGGAAGACGUGCCUGAGUGCGGCGUCUUCCUCCCGAAGCAAGUGUUGUUCCGGAAAGGUAAACGCCGGGUGAGUGGCGCGACGCUCUUCUCGCUCGUGCACGUGCCGUCGGCGAGGAAUUUAUCGCCGGUUGAAGAGGCUUCGUCAGAGGCGUCCUCUUCGUUCAAGUCGACAACCGCAUCCGAGACUUCGUCGUCUAGCGAGGAGCAGGAGAACGAUUCAGAGACAAAGCCCCCCGUACCCCCUCGGCCGAAGGCAACGGCGCCAACUCUAAGGGCAGUGCCGGUGGAAUACCCCAGCAAGGCGGUCUUCCGCAAGGGUCGGGCCACGGCUGCUGCCUGCUAGAAAACGAAGCCUCCAGGUGAUUCGUAGCAUCGGAACUCUGGAUCACUCGCAACAAACGUUAGAUUGAGUGUCAGGCUGAUGCUAGCGUGGAUCACCACUCCGCUCGGAUAGCGAGUCUCUUAUGUAUUCCAGCGCAUAUUAUGGAAAUACAGCCAGCACCUGUAGCAUUC